This is a messenger RNA of Lactuca saligna, 468 nucleotides long. Lineage: Eukaryota; Viridiplantae; Streptophyta; Magnoliopsida; Asterales; Asteraceae. The record is from the annotation of a GenBank genome assembly.
AUGAAUCUCGAGGCCAAAAAAAAACUCAAAAUACGUGAUCAAGAGGAAGAAAGACGUUUUCACCCUCGGUCCUGGUCCCUCUCCCCACCACGUAGAGAAAAACGACGGUGCAACGACUAUGAACGACCGCCGGUUUUUUACCAGCAUGAUACCCCGAUGACUGUCACCGUCAGACACCUACCGCCACCGCCACUUCUGGUAGCGUCUCUGGCGAGGUCAUACACCUAUGACCAUCGCGCUUACCGUGAAGAGAUUCGGGAACAGGAGGGGGACCCGUAUUAUGUGUUUUAUAGAGAGGCUCCGGCUCCUACUGUAUAUGCUUUACCACCGGAGUACCACAUUGUAAGUAGAGAGUACCACCAUCCUCCACCUGCAGUCCAACCACCACCACCACCAGCGGAGCAUCGGUUUUCUGAUUACCGUGAUGUGGGGCCACCGCCUGAAUACCGUUCUCAUCGGACACAUUAA